Messenger RNA from Enterobius vermicularis (human pinworm), 228 nucleotides. NCBI's taxonomy places the organism in Eukaryota, Metazoa, Nematoda, Chromadorea, Rhabditida, Oxyuridae. The record is from the annotation of a GenBank genome assembly.
AAAGAUCCUGAAACUUACAAAACAGCUCUGAAUGGUACAGCUGAAGAGAAGAAAGAGCUCACUUUGGUUGACGAAGUCGAAGGGGAGCCAAUGGAAGCUGACGAGUUUUUAGUCAGUGAAGCUGGCGGAGAUGAUGAGAAGGAUAGUUCAAAACAACCUGAAUCUGAGCAACCAGAACUUGAACUCGCGGAGCAUGAUAAGGAAGCUACUACAGUUGCCACAGAAUAG